GAAAAGGAAAGAUGCACUUGAGAAUAGCUGACGUCGCCUCUGGCGCACUCGAUAAACACGGAGGUAUCCUGAACCUGCAUGCGGGUGAAGAAGUGUUCCAGAGCUGGCUCUGCUUUUUCGCAAGUGAAAAUAUAUGAGUACCCACCGCUGUUGCGUACCCAAUGCACUCUGAGCUCCUACACUGAACAGCACCUAUGAUAUCCGCUCAAAGCUCACGAUGUUGGAACGUAGUGAUUAUUUUUCUUUGCUGGGUGGCGAUUGCCCUCGGUGACCCGAUAGACGUUAGGACCUCUGACGGUUUUGCCCAGCCGGGAUUUGACGGGUACAGAACCGGGCAGGUCCCUUUUCGGUGGAACGUCAGUAACGAUACGUCCUCCGAGAUUCUCUCCAUUCGAUCGUAUGUUCGUACCAUCUUUAACACAUCAGAAUGGGAGGUAGUGGCUCCCCCCGUAAUGGAUUCUGCAGGGGGGAUAUGGUACGCCCUUGGGAACAUGACGUCCCAGAAUGUAGCGCUAAAGCUCAUCCGUCUGGAAGUAAUGCCAAUCGGUCCGCGCCUCCUCUCCAACUUCUCCAUACCUGGGUCGUAUCGCCUCGAUGUAGCACCUGGACGAGCACCUUUCUUUCUUGGAUCAGCAAAAGGCAAUCAAAAUGCAGUCGUAGGCUUGCUUUGGGCGGCAUUGGACCCCGAUGGCCCUGUAGCUGGUGACGUGCUCCAACCUGUAGCGAUUUAUUCAGCUUUUGUUAGCGAAGGGAUAUUGUCGACCAACAAGUUUCCAACGGCCCCAGGGUUCGCUUUUGAUCCGUUAGUGGAUGGAAAAUCGGCAUCAAUGUUUUCGCUGGCUGUUACGCACGGCUAUCUUCAGCCGUGCAUCCUUCGCUACACCCUCUUAUCAAACCCUCCAAUUCAAGAAUGCAAACCCAUUGGCUUCAGUCCCAUUUCGCACCUCCAACUCUCUCUAGCACCGACGCCGGAAGGCUUCUACUUGGUGGGCAAUUCACUUGGAUUCUCGGCUGCAUGGAAUACAUUACCCAUUGGAGCCGGGUUCGCUCCUUCCACGCUUGGCGCUGAUCCGAUUCUGCGCGUUGUACCUGAAUGGAGUGGAAUCGCUUUUGGUGUCGCUCGGGAAUGGAUUCGCGGGUUCAAUGUCUCCGAGUCGGCUUGGCGCCAGAUAUGGGAGGUCCCUGCGUUCGGUGGUGGACAAGCUUUGGUGGGUGCAAACGCUGCCAUGGGGUGGAUAUACGCAUGCGUGAACAUGCGUCUUACUGAUGCGGGGUACGAUGAUGGACGACUGACUGCUCUCACAAACACUACGGGAGUAGAAGGAUGGAAGCUGAGUGAUAAGCUUCUCCAAGAAGGAGGUAUACGAUGCUCAAAUCAGUCUGUUGUAACGUUUUCCGGUGGAGCGCAAUUCUUAGUUUCAAGCUUGGGUGGCGUAAAGGUUUACAGUGUCAAUAACAAUUCUGUCGUGGAUGUGGUGUGGGGGUUCAACUACGGAGAAGUUGGAGCACCGUCGUCACCGUAUCUCAGGCCGCCCAUCGUUUUGUCUGGCAGUGAAGGAGUAAAGAUUUUUAUUGGCGAUGCGGUAAUAUCUGUAUCAGCUCUAUCUGCUGGUGCUGUCACCGAGAGUACCGCCAACUCUGCGAAACUGGGAGAACACGUUAUUGUCGCCCUGAGCGUUAUUGGAUUGGUAAUUUGCGGUGGGCUUCUAGCCGUGCUGAUAACGCUGAAAAGAAGGAGUGAAAAGCGAAAAACGAAAUCGCCAGUAGAAGAAGGGGCCUCCAGUAUGCAUCCCAGCGGUCAACCGUCGAUAGCAGAAGGUGAUUCUACACCAAGCACUAGAAGAGAAACAGAUCCUUCCUUAGACUGGAUUAUGACGAGUACUAUGCUCAACAGUGGUCGAUCGUCAACGAUCUCUUCUCCGCCCCCCAUCAAGGCAAAUCCCCUGCCCACUCCCUCUUUGGUAAUGGGUGAAACGAAGCGUCAUUCGGUCCUUGUCGAAGAUAUUGAAGACAGUGCUAGUAUGCGUGCUUCCAUGGCCUCGGUGGCCCCAUUUGCUUCUCGUUCCGCGAUGAAUCAGAUUGAUGGACUUGACGGCAGAUUGGGAAACAUGAAGCACGCCUGCGAUGAGCAAGAAUUAGCUAGAACUCUUUCGCUUGCUUCUAUAACGGACACCAUACGACCCACAUCCUCCCUCUCCCGUACGUCCAACACAACUUUCGGACCCGUCCCUACAAGUGACGACGAAAGGGCGCUCCAAAGAACCAACUCAACAUCAACAAAGACAAUUGGAACAGAAAGUUUCCACACAGUCCCGCAGUUCCCUAGCGAUAGCGAGAGUGUCCUGCAAAGACGGAGUUCAACGUCAACCCAGACAAUUGACACAGAGGAUUUCCACUCCGCUCCACGCUCUCCAACUCACAGUUUUCUGCAAAGGUCUCAAUCAUUGUCAUCCCAAACAGAGAGUUUCCGUACCGCCCGCACACGUGAAUCCUCUUCAUCAGACGAUACGUUGGACUUUGAUCAAGCGUGGCUUCCACCGGGGACGCCUCGACCGAUAGCAACUCCAAAACGCAACCUAGCUGCACAUCUACCUGAUUUAUGGUCUGGUCAUAGUCAGACGAAUCCGGAUGACCAUGGCACACCCCCUGAUGACAUUGUCGUACGAUCUUCUGGAAAUGAAGAGUGAGAGGUGGCGAGUUUUGGCGGAGGCAUGCAUUGCCAUAACGUUUGCGGGUUGUAUAUAUUAUCCACUGCAUCAUUCACCCUCGUGAGUUGUAUAUAGCUUCCAUUAUUAUACAUGAAUCAUUACAGUAGGCACAUAUUACAUAUAGGCCAUAUUACGAUAAAAGGUAUCAAUAUAGCGAGAAUAAUAG
This is a messenger RNA of Spizellomyces punctatus DAOM BR117, 2874 nucleotides long. RefSeq lists its product as uncharacterized. The record is from RefSeq and is a predicted model, not a curated record. The coding region runs from base 195 to 2687 and encodes 830 amino acids. The transcript is spliced from 2 exons. NCBI's taxonomy places the organism in Eukaryota, Fungi, Chytridiomycota, Chytridiomycetes, Spizellomycetales, Spizellomycetaceae.